Pichia kudriavzevii is the source of this 1284-nucleotide messenger RNA. RefSeq lists its product as uncharacterized. Lineage: Eukaryota; Fungi; Ascomycota; Pichiomycetes; Pichiales; Pichiaceae. The record is from RefSeq and is a predicted model, not a curated record. Gene Ontology annotation, molecular function: alpha-1,2-mannosyltransferase activity. Bases 1 to 1284 code for a protein of 427 amino acids. Gene Ontology annotation, cellular component: membrane; Golgi apparatus. The transcript has a single exon. Gene Ontology annotation, biological process: protein N-linked glycosylation; protein O-linked glycosylation; cell wall mannoprotein biosynthetic process.
AUGGAGACUGGUGGAGAUAUGUUCAACAGACGUAUCUCCAAGUGGUUGUUUACUCUUCUCCUUUUGGGUGGCCUCUUUACUGUUAGCAAGGAAUUCCAGAAAAGAGAGCUGCCAAAAGCAACGGUCGUAAUAGAGGAGACAGUAAAAGUUGAGACCAAAAUUCCAGAUUUCUAUUUUAAUCCUCUUUCGGAAUAUGAAGGUCUUUCAAGAGAUCAAGUGGUGAAGAAAAACUAUGACAAGCUUGUGAAGAUUAUGGAAACUCCUAUUGACGAGCCUAAGGGGGUGUUAACAAGAAGCAAUGGUGAUCGGGCGAAUGCAACUAUGAUGGUCCUUGCCAAAAAUUCCGACUUGAAAGGUGUUUUGUAUACCUUAGAUCAGAUUGAAUCCACCUUCAACAAGAAAUUCCACUAUCCUUAUGUAUUCUUGAACGACAAUGCGUUCAGUGAGCAUUUCAAGAGUGCAAUUAGAAAGCACACAGAUUCAGAAUGCUAUUUUGAGACAAUAGAUCCGUCCAUUUGGAAUCAACCAGAUUGGAUUGACCCUGUCAAGCAACAGAAGUUGAUGUCAGUCUUGAAAAGUCAAAACAUUCAGUAUGCCAACAAAAUUUCCUAUCAUAAUAUGUGCCGCUUCUACUCCAUGAGUUUUUAUAACCAUCCAAGAAUGCAGCAGUUUCGUUACUACUGGAGAUUUGAGCCAAACACAGACUAUUUCACCAAUAUAGACUACGAUGUUUUUAAAUUUAUGGAAGAUAAUGAUAAAAUAUAUGGGUUUACUAUUGCAUUGUACGAUGCGCACGAAACAGUGAAAACGCUAUGGACAGAAACCAAAGCUUUCAUAGGUUCACAUCCAGAAUACGUGCAUCCAAAUAGUGCAGCUUCGUUUAUAAGUGAGAAUUUACAGAACCCUGAAAAAACUGAGUAUACCCAAGGAUACUCAACAUGCCACUUUUGGUCCAAUUUUGAAAUUGGAGAUAUGGAGUUCUACAGGUCGGAGGCCUACACAGAAUGGAUGAAACAUUUGGAUGAGGCUGGUGGGUUCUAUUAUGAACGUUGGGGAGACGCUCCGGUUCAUUCUCUUGGUGUUUCUCUCUUUGCCGAUAAGAAAAAGGUACAUUGGUUUAGGGAUAUCGGUUACAGACAUCAUCCGUAUACAAAUUGUCCAACCUCUCGUAAAUGUAAAGGUUGCACACCUGGUGAAUUUUGUUGGGAAGGUAUUCGUGACCAAAACUGCCUCACCAAUUGGUGGAACUAUGAAAUGGAUGAGCAGGAUAGAUCAGUAUACUAG